AUGCUAAAACUUCUAGGGCCCCAUCAUAAUAAACUACUUUCACCAACUGUAAGAAGAUGUUUCCAUCAAAAUACUCGUCUAUUUAAUGAUUUCGAAACUGUUCAUGUUUCUAAUACAAACAAUUAUAAGAAUAUAUUGAUGGAACAAGGUAAAUUCACACAUGAGCAAUCUAGCGCAAUUGUGAAUUUGAUGAGUGAUGCAAUUAAAGGUGGCGUGGUUCAUGUUUCUAAAGAUUUAGCUAAAAGAGAAAGAUUAACUCAAUUAACUUACCAACAAAGGGUCGAUUUUGCUAAACUGAAGGACCAAUUACUAAGUGCGGAUAGGAAUGAGUUUCAUAAUAUUCAAAAUGAAUACGAGAGAAUAAAGAAUGAUUUGGAGAAAUUAAGGAAUAAAUUGAAAGAGGAGAUUACGAAGGCAAAUGCCGGAUUUAAACUAGAUUUAUCGUUGGAAAAGGGUAGGAUAAGGGAAGAAAGUAGUCAUCAUAACUUACAAAUUAAAGAAAUUGAUUCAAGGAUAGAUCAAGAAGUAUCUAAUAUGAAAAUGCAAAUUGAUUCCGUCAAGACUCAAGUUAUGCAAUGGUUGAUUGGUGUAUGUACUGGUACAUUUGCAUUAGUACUCGCCUAUAUAAGACUAUUAUCUUAA
This is a messenger RNA of Naumovozyma dairenensis CBS 421, 642 nucleotides long. RefSeq names its product Fmp32p (gene FMP32). The transcript has a single exon. NCBI's taxonomy places the organism in Eukaryota, Fungi, Ascomycota, Saccharomycetes, Saccharomycetales, Saccharomycetaceae. The record is from RefSeq and is a predicted model, not a curated record. Bases 1 to 642 code for a protein of 213 amino acids. Gene Ontology annotation, cellular component: mitochondrion.